AUGUCUGUGAUGAUGGGUUCGAGCGAGAAUCCGAAACGUCAGGCCAAUAACUUUCUUGUUGCAGUGAUCGCAUCUUCUGGAAAACCUGGUAUGUUCAAACGGGGGUCGGCGCACCGGUCGACUAAAUUGGCAUCUCAAGCCUCCCUUAUCGUGGGUAGGUCCGUCUGGGAACAGCCUCGAGCUAGAAAGCUCACUUCGAAGGGGUUGAGGGUACAUCCAGUUUGUUCAGGAUGCCUUGCCAUGUGAGACUCAAUCUUUGUGUCGUUUCCAGUUUCCACCCCUCAACAGUCCCAUCAUCAAAGUUACGUGAUCAGGUUACACCUCGCAGCGUCGAAUUGUGAAGGUCUAUGCGUCACGCCCACCCUGGAAGACGGGUUGCCUGUUAGCCUAGCUGCUGGCUACCCUGCGCGUUCACAGGUGGCGGAUAGUGGGAUGACCUUCAGUGAAGGUUAGCUGUGAAAUAAGCAGGCCCAGGACUGGGGCUUUAUUGCUGACAACCCGACCAAAUUCGUUCGCUGGCGUGAGCACUUUGAGCACCAUCUCAAUUUCGAUACCCAACCUACCUCGCCCUUCCUCUCCUCUUCAGCAGAGUUUUUUCCCUCUCUUAUCUAUGUAGUGUCAUGCGACCCCCCACCCCUGAAGGAGAAGUCGCUAAUGCCAUACGAAAGUUGCGCAACAAUAAGGCGCCCGGAGAAGACGGUACACCCGCUGAAAUCUUCAAGUCUUGUGUUGACACUCUGGCGCCCUGGCUCCAUGAGGUGAUUGAACGAGCGUGGAGAGACGAGGUUGUUCCUGAUGACUGGGGCUUAGGCAUUCUUGUACCUAUCCUCAAGAAGGGAGAUAAGACGAGAUGCGAGAAUUACCGCGGCAUAAGUCUCGUCGACGUUGCAACGAAGAUUUUCGCUAUUGUCCUACUCAGGCGAUUCCAGGCUGUGCAUGACUCAAGGACGAACCCAGCCAAGCCGGAUUUCGUGCUGGACGAGGAUGCGCAGACCAGAUAUUUACAGUGAAGCGCAUUCUCGAAUUUCGCCAUAGCUACCAACAGCCGACGGCUAUUGCUUCAUUGACUUUGCUGCCGCGUUUGAUUCCGUUCACCGUGAGUCCCUGUGGCGGAUAACGGCGUUAGAUGUUGUACCGGCAAAAAUCAUCGCCAUGAUCAAGGCCUAUUAUCGCUCCACUACUGCGAAGGUCCUGGCCUGCAACAAUCUUUCCCAACCGUUCGGUAUUCGGUCUGGGUUGUAUCCUGUCACCCAUACUGUUCAACUAUGAUAUUGAUUGGAUCAUCGGGAGGGUCCUACGCGAGAGUGACGGCGUUGAGUUUGCAACCGGACAUCGACUGACUGAUCUCGAUAAUGUCGAUGUUUAUCGCCUUACUUGCUUCAAGUUUUGGUGAUCUGCAGUCUGUGGUGUCACGGGUGAACGAGGUCGCCAAAUCGGUCGGUUUAUCCAUAAAGGCUGGGAAAACCAAAGUGUUUUCAAGAUGCAUCCCUGACCAGUAGGAGGCAUCCCUCGGGAUUGAUGGCUGUCAACUUGAAGAAGUAGACAGUUUUAAAUACCUCGGGGUGAGGUUGCUGCCUAAUGGACAGAGUAAGGACCGCAUUGUCUCCCGAAUCGAUGCUGCCCGCUGGGUUUUCUCAAGCCUUCGGAAAUGCCUAUGGAACCGACAUGACCUCUCCAUCGCCACUAAGAUUCGCGUGUAUCGUGCAUCUGUCCGGUCUGUCCUUCUCUACGGUUGUGAGUGCUGGGCUUUGUGCGUGCAGGACGAGCGAAAACUGGAGGUAUUUGACCACCACUGCUUGAGGACCAUCCUUCGAGUGAAGUUCACCGACUUCGUUUCAAAUGAGACAGUCUGCGCUCGCUGCGACAACAUCGGAAGGAUAACUCAGGCCAUUCAAGAAAGACGACUGAAGUGGUUCGGACAUGUUCUUCGUCGUCCACCUCAGAAGCUCAGUAUAACUGCCCGCUAUCCGGCAUCGUUGCCCCAUUGGAGGUGUCGAAGAGGGGGUCAGUUCAAAACCUGGCCCGACACAGUUCGUCAAGACAUGGAGGUGGUUCUUGGACAUUCGAUAUUCGGUCUAAGUCGUUGGCGAAGGGAAUGGGUUGGACUGUCCAGAUCUGCUGCCGCGGAUCGUCACGCGUGGACAGGUACAGUUCGGGACAUCAUCGAGGCCGGCUAGAUCAGACAUGAUCGCAGCCGUAUCAAGUACAAGUACGCCCACCCCGAGGGAAAGCAGCAAUCAAGAGGCCGCAACCGGUACCUCUUUGGUACAAGCCGUCGCAUUCCACUUAUAGGAUUGCUGUUAUUUUAACCAUCGUCAGGAGGCGACUUUGGAAAAAUUUGCUUCACAUCCGUCCGCCACGAGGAAUCUGCGGGAUGGGGGACUGUCAACCCUUUAGUUGACUGAUGUGCUGCAGUGUGGGGUUGCUGUUAGGGUCCAGUUUCCUCAAAGUUUUGACAUUUCUGGGCGUCAUAUUUUGCGGCCUCGAACAUCUACACCGGUCCACCAAUAAUGAAUCGAUUCGCUAUUUCAGUGUCCAUUUUGGGUCAAUCGAGUUAAGUAUUGCCUUGGCAUGUUCACCCCGGUCUGUUUUGAUUACUGUUGAUUUGUCGCCGAUGCAGCCAGCUCCUUAUUUCGGUCUAUACUUGACAAGGACUAAGCUGCAGUGCAACCACUGCAGUCGUCGCAUGUAGAAACGAAUCAAUUUGAGGGAAUUUCAUUUAGAUAAAUAUUUACUCGGGGCAAGAUUUAGUCUUAUGAAAAUGCUUUAAAAGCGCGGUUAUCUGCUAAGACCCUGAGCUAUUAACUGUCGUCGUAUCAUGGUACGUCAGAUGGUACCACUGAUUAAUUUGACUCGUGUUGAAGGCUUUUCGCAGAGAAUACCGUUGUUGGUCAGUUCACAGCUAGGAAGUUAACAGGGUCAAGCAUUUCCUUUUAAUCCCUUCUCCAGGGUGGCGUGCCCCGGCGGAGUCACUGUCUUACAGAAAACCAGUUUUUCUGGGAAAUUGCUCCGCUGACCUCGUCGACUUGCUUGGAUAACUGCAUUUCACCAUUUAUUAUCAAAACAAGGUCUGAGAACUAUUCUUGCUAUCGGACUAUCGAGGUGCAAUGCAAAAGUUCCUUCCGAGCAGCAUAAAUCGUGACUUCUUUGUCUGUUGGGGAUUAGGCGUGCUUGCUUCAUCUCUUUACUGUGGGUUCCUGUGUGUUUGGUUUCCCGAUUAGCGAUCAUGUUUGGCGUUGGGUCUGAUCUUUGAGCUCUCUUCAUGCUUCUGUUUGUUGUAGUACAAAGGCACCAUCUUUUGUGCUGCAAAUGGUUUCAAUUUCGGGACCGCCGCUAGUGUGUCCCUGAGAGUUCUGUGACUUAUGAACUGGAAUUUCGAACGCACCGACCACCUUGUCUGGUCUUUAUUUAGUCAUAUUGGUUGAUAAUUUUGUGCGCCCUUUGGUCAGCAACGGUAUGGAGAAGGACCCCACUUUACUGACCGCAGACUGUGAAUCACGUCAUAUGGGCUUUUAUCUUGGCACCCAUUCGCAGGUCUUCGCAGACAUUCUGCUGCUAAUAACAAUCACCUCCCAUGACUUCAAACCAACAUUCAAACUCCUUUAUUUUUCGAGAUUUGCUUUUUGUUUAUUUUCAGUUACCGCGCUCAUUUCCGUUGUCGUACGAAAACGUACGAUGAGUCUUUCAGGAGAAAUCCAGACAAUUUCUGUUUUCCUGCUUUUCGUCAGCUUACUGUCUAGUGCGCUGCCCCAUUCGUAAAACUCCCCGUAUCACCAAUCACGUAUGACACGAUCCACGGUCUACCAACAGUAGAGUGGGGUCCUCUUCCAUAUCCUUGCCGACUGGUCUUCCAGGCAUGCUUAAGACUCGUCUUUUAUUUCGUUCCAUCUUAGCUAGUGGCCGUUACUAAAUAUUAAUGGUGUGAUUUAUUCCUCUUUCAUGCCAUAGCAUUAUUCACCGAAAACCACGAGCGAGCACUAGUCCUUAUUGCUGCUGUGAUGACACGUAUGAGGUCUCCUCGCUAGUGUCGAAUCAAUAAGGCUUUGCAGGUGCCGCUUAUGGAUCGAAAUGCAGUUGACGCACUAUUGUUAGAAUGCAGCUGAGCAGUGAUUGAUGCCCUCAAAAAUACUGGUUUAUUCUAACAAAUCGCAAAGCGGAGCACUGAGGACUCGUAAACGAUGCUCAUUUAGGCGAAGAUAUGAGUUAUAAUCCGAGGAGAAAUAUAUAAUUUGAAGAGCUCUACUGGCUGUUUAACGUCUUAAACAGCCUCCCAUUGUACGAAAUCGUAAUCGAAAUGUUACAGGAUGGUCGGGCUACGUUUAUUCAUCCUGACAUUUCGCAUUGUUGAACUUGCUGUCUAUUUUCGCAAACUAGGAACACAGAAUUAGUCUUGUAGAACAGUUAGAGUAUACCAUAGUACUUGCUGGGCAAUAUUUGCGUCGCCCCAAAGGUUGAUCAUCGGGACUGUUAUGACCCUGCCUCGUCCUUAGAAUUCGCGUGGAGCGUAUGCGCACCCGACUCUUAUCCCCAAUACCAACGCGGCAGAGAAGGAGAACGAGACCGGUCACGAAAAAGUGUAUUAGGAAAUUACAAGUUAAGUCAAGCUUGAGAAAACGCACGUGGCCUCCACUGAUUGGCUGGCUCUUGUUUUUGGGAGUGUAGAUACUCCCAACAGGGACCUCACCAGCCCCGUAACUGAUGCUGUACCUACAGUAGUGGUCUGACCGCGAUGAUCUCAGUCACUUCAGUCUUGGGCGACCGCGCGUGCGGGAGUGGCGCCUAGGCAGUUCCGCACCUGUCGCGUGUCGACGACCGUCCUUGAUUUUAUUGCUGAUGUUUGCGCUUCCCAAAUUCGUUCGCUGAGGCUUGGCUGUUUGAGUCCGUCUACACGACAGAUUAAAUGCCGAGACCAGCCAUUUUCAGAAGUUGCUGAAGAAUUUUGGUGGCCUUGAAGUGUCUAACUCAGGAAUUCGACCGAUGCUUGACAAAAUCCUAUAGGCGUGAUACUGAUCAAGCGACCUAGACGCAAAAAGACGGAAGUUCCACAACCACAGAGGGCGAAUUUCAUCCGCCUCGCAUUCACAACUGCUCGCCACGAUGAGGGAUGAAGGGUUGAUUUCCACACACUAAAACGGGAUAUGCGUAAGCAAGCCACCACCCUUCUCUCAGGUUAUUUGCCAAUCACAUUUUCUGUCCACAUAGGUAGGCAAUUUGGCUGGCACGUCGAUGCAUGGCAUUCCGACUGUCAACACUUUAGUGAACACCCAUGCAGCAGCGUGGCCCCCAUUAAUUAAUCACCACUGUAGGCUGUUUGUACUAAUAGUAGAUUUGCCGUCAUCAAAGCACGAAAGGAGUGCGGAACGCAGUCGGCUUGAGCAUCCAAUUCACAAGUGGUAUGGAAACAAACGACUUAAAUACUCUGACAUCCACGUGUACCCUUGUGCAAUUGGGGAACCACGAAAUGUGGGGUUCACAAACUCCUCCAGCAGUGCACCAGCCAACAAAGUGACUGAACACCUCGACUUCCUAGACCCUUCAGGGAAGACGGGCGCUUAAGGAAUGCUGCCCGGCAAGGCAGUCCGAGACCGAUAGCCAAAAAACUGCGAGCCAACAGUUGAAAGUGGUCGUGGCUGUCCUUCGAUGGCUACGGCCCCUCAGGGUAGGACGGUGAGACGCAACCUACGGCCUGACUGUUGUCUGAUUAAUUACAGACAGCCGAGUAUUGCAGCCUAAUGCUGAGAUCAUAACUUUAUUAACCCGAUAUCUACGAUUAUAAUUGGAACCCCACCCGAAAACGUAUGAAUAUUGGGAGAUAAACAGGUCCACGUGCCACAUUUUUCCCCACAGCGGCUGCUUACAAAGCCUUACGUAAUAAUGACUGCAACCACAUCGGCGAAACAGGCGAACGUUGCAGAUACGACUGCACAAAAGGAUGCCGGAGGCUGGAUCUCAAUUCGGUUUCCGAGAAGCGACCAUUGAAGGCGUAGACCGUGGUUACACCUCCACCGGGAAUGGAAAGGGGACUAAGAUGUCAAUUCUGCCCUCCAGCGCAUCGAUCUCCCGCGAUCUUACCAGUUCUUAAUCCAUUUUCUCCACGGUAGGCAUAAAGAUAUCAAAGAUGGAUUCGAACGGGGGCGACUUGAAAAUCGACUUAUCCGACAAGCUAACUCGUUACCCAGCAGGUUUAACUACACUCCAUUGACGUGACUAUUAACCAUACACGACGACCACCGACAUUUCGACCGUCGCCUCCGACGAUGUCCACCGUGUGCUCGGCAGCAAGAUUAAGCGGGCACGAUGAUUUGUGCGUGAAUUAAUUUGUAGGGAAUGUAGGCUUGCGCAACGUCUAUCGCACUCUGUACUUCUCCCCCACUCGGGCUUAAAGACAACACGGGGUCAAGAAGAGGCGGAGGAGCGCGCAGAUGGGUGGCACUGUCGAGCUCGCACCUUGGCGAUCCACUCCACACCUCCUGGUCCACACAGCAAAUGACCAGAAAUUUAACCAACAGCAACAGUGGGGAGGGCGGCAGGAGUCGCAUGUGCGCGACGUUUGCCGGCAACUGGGUCUGCCGCCACACCCCGAAAUUUUGGCAUUUGUUAUGAUGUGCAUUCCGAAAUCGCCUGCCAGAAUUCGAUAUGGCCCUAGUGCUGGUCCAGCGCGUCUACCACGUGGCCCGUAUAAAGGUAACCACUACCGCUGUCGCGUACGUCAGGCAACCCCAAGCAGUCCCUGAGUGGAAACAAGAAAAUCGGUUGGGAACAGUUCCGGCCAAAUCCAACAGGCUUUUUGCAGUCGGUUUGUCUGUAUCAGCAGACUCAGCUAGAAACCAGAUUGCUGACAUGUUUCAUCCAGUGGUAUAUUUUUUCUUCCUUUUCACAGUCGACUCACUUGAGACACGAUCAACUGCCUCAUGCAUUUUAUGGCUGGGGCAAGAUCUUUGUCUUUUGUGAAAUUAAACUUGAACCAUGUUCCGGUCCUCCUGAUUGAGAUAUAUAUCAUGGUAUCUGGUCUCAUCUCCGUGACUUUCGCAUAAGUCCCGAAAUGGAAAAGGAAUGGGACGUAGGGAGAUUUAGUCUGAGUUUGCAAAUUCUUUCUUAUUACUAACCCACCCCUGUCACUUUUUGACUAUCGCGACCUCUUAGCUGUCAUGUCCUUGGAGGUUAACGACUGACAAGAUACUACGUUAGUGAGGCUGUUAUGACUUUUACUUCAGUUCUGGUGGACAAGAGUGUUUGAGCAUUGAUCCGGUCUGCUGGGAAAAACAUAAUAGCAUGUGUGUAACAUGCAAAACUUGAAAAAAGAUUCCUCGUCAGCCAACUGUGCCCAAGCUCUUUCCCAGUCAGUUGGCCACCUCCUUGCAACUUGAACACAGUGGAGGAUGAGGAACAAGAGCAGUCGAGACAGAACACUCGCACUUUAUUCCGACUCACUCAUUCUUCUGGCAGCUGUGAUCUCUGUCAAGCACGACAGAGGCAUUUUCUGGACGUUAUUUUGGAUUCGUUAUUUUACAAUUCAGGGCCAAAGGUACCGUACUUUGAUGUUAAUUGACUAACCUCCUUCCUACAUUGUCAUGUGUUUACGUAGUUUGGGUAGAGUAUCUGGUAAGACCGGGAAAUCAGACAUACUGUUUUAGUAUGAUGCUGACGUGUUCUACGUCUGUGCCUGGGCAAAGGGUACGAGUCAUACAGAUGUUAGAAGUUAGUGCCAAAAGUUUUCCUUAGUAUGCCGUAAUGGGAUUGACACUAUCCUACCUGCCAGCGUGGCACCUCAUACCCAAAUUGUUGAUCGUCGUAAACUGUACAGCACUCAUAUAUCCAUGCACUCGGUCUAUUUCCACCCCCCCCCCCUUUGAGGUGCACGUCUGUCACUUUGUUCAGUCUAGAUUUGUAUUAUAUGUAUACAGCCUUGGUGAAGCAGUCCCCGAAACUUUCUCCGUCUCUAAAGAAACGCAAUGUUUUUUCAAAUUAAUGCAGAAACGGUUUUGACGGGCGAUUUCGAGCGCACUCUAGACUCCGUGGAUCAUGUGUAUAACGUGAACAAGGGGGCCCUCGACUCUAGUCUGUUAUACAUCAAAUCAAAAAGCUGAUGCAAAUGAGUAUUCGAUGUUGCAUUUGCUAUUUUGUGAUACUUUUCUUAGCCGAGGACAGGGUUAACUGAGAAGCAAAGUCGACGCUGACUUUUCUUCCCCACUAAAGUUAACACCUACGCGAACACAUUGUGAUUGUCAGGAUUGGUCAGCUAACUGCAAACUCGGAGCUCAUGAAUCCGCUUAGUUUCACCUUUACGCAUGCACCGGCCACAGAUGAGAACAAAUUCUCAGUUGCCAAUCGCUUAAGGAUAAAGGCAACUUCUCCAACCUUGUCUUCCUGACUUCUGACUUGAGAAUGGGAUGUCUUAGCGUGCUUGAGUAAUCUCUACUCUCAGAUGCCUUGUGUUUCAAAAUAUCAAAAUCCAACGAAUAAAUGUCCGUCUCUACUACAUCUAAGAAGUACUUCGAUACAACCGGUCAACAAGGGAAACUACGAUCCAAACAAGGGGUUUGGCGCGCAGGUUAACUUUAUCCUGCCUACUACCGUGCAUAAUGUCCCCUGGGUACACAGUAAAGCUAUUAGCAUGGAUACUUUCAGUUUCCUGCUGCUUAUUUCACGUCCCGUCUGCUGCCUGUGGUCGAGAUAGUGUUUGUCGACAUCCGUGCCUGGUGUAACAUACCAAGACGUCUCGCUAAGCUUGGUCAAAUGGACGAAUAACUGAAUUAUUUGAACCUCUCCUUUGCCUAAGUUUCUGCUGGGCUAGUUCGACCGAGAAACGGUCUUUCGUGGGUAGCCCUCUUUUCAGCCUCCUUAGUGAUCUGUCUAUCAUGUUUUGUUUAAACACCUGUAGAUGCCAUACGCAACAAUGAGCAGUAUCUUGGCUGCCAUUCAGAAGUGAUUCGGCAAACAACGAUAGAAUGGUUCCACGGAAACCGAGAUCGAUACAACGGGCGAGCAAAACGGCGACGCACUGCCGAUAUGGUACAGAAUUUUCUACCAAGUAAUAACAACGCAUUUAAUUAGGCUCCCCUGGAUUGUUCAGCGACCAGCCGUGACUGUACAUCAAAAAAAGUUACCCGGUAA
Molecule: messenger RNA, 9114 nt
Organism: Spirometra erinaceieuropaei
Lineage: Eukaryota; Metazoa; Platyhelminthes; Cestoda; Diphyllobothriidea; Diphyllobothriidae
Source: the annotation of a GenBank genome assembly